AGCAAUUCGUUGCACAGUUGCACAGAAGCGUGGUUGUCUGCUGUUAAACGUCACGCAAGAUAAUACGGUUCUACCUUGCAGUUAUUUGUAAACGUACUCAUUUAAAUCAUGGCACUUUAUAUGAAAGCAGCAGAGAUUCUCGAUAAAGUGGAGCAAAGGAAGGGUGCUGUGAAAACUCUGGUGUACGACAGUAAAUUUCAGAAUAUUAAACAACUUUUUGCCCUCGUCUGUGAAACUCAGAAAUAUUCUUUGGUGCUUCAGGAGAUUGUAGAAAACACCAGGCUUCUGAAACACACCAACCUCCGAAAUAAUUUAGCAAAGGUUCUGGUUUAUGACUUGCUCAUUGGCCAAGGCUUAAAAUGUGGUGGAAACUGGAAGGCAAUGAUGUUGAAGCACCAGUCCAGAUUACAAGCUGCUUUGGCUCGAAUUAAAGUCAAACGCAAAGUCAGUCGAAAUCAGGACCUGCUUCCUCCUAGUGUGCAGCACAAAGGUUCAGAUAUCCCACGAUAUGUACGUGUUAACACAUUAAAAACAACUGUGGAAGAUGUCAUUGACUACCUGAAGAGAGAGGGAUAUUCAUAUCAUGGAACAGCAAACCAGCUUGAGGAUUUGUGCUCUGUCUCUGGGAAGGUUUUUAUGCGUGAUCUUCACUUCAGAGACAUUCUGGUUUUCAGUGCGAAAAUGGACUUCCAUGAUCAUUUCCUGUAUAAAGCAGGACACAUUAUCUUGCAAGACAAGGCCAGCUGUCUCCCUGCAUAUCUCCUGGACCCUCCAGUUGGAGGCCAUGUGAUUGAUGCUUGUGCAGCUCCUGGGAAUAAAACCAGCCAUCUGGCAGCCAUCAUGAAAAAUAAAGGCAAGCUUUUUGCCUUCGACCUUGAUGCAAAGCGACUCUCCACCAUGAGCACUCUCCUCCUUCGUGCUGGAGUCACAUGCCAUCGUUUGGCCAAUGAGGAUUUUCUUAAGGUGGAUCCACUUUCCCCAGCAUACAAGGAUGUCAAACACAUCCUUCUUGAUCCAUCUUGCAGUGGUUCAGGAAUGGUGUGUCUGCAUGAUGGUAGCUCAGAGGAGCAGGAACAGGAACCUGAGCGUCUAAAGGCAUUGGCUACAUUUCAGCUGCGCUGCCUGAACCAUGCACUGAAGUUCCCAAAGCUCCAGCGGCUUGUCUAUUCUACCUGCUCCAUCCAUCCACAGGAGAAUGAGGAAGUUGUGUCUCUUUGUUUAGAGAAAAAUCCUGAUUUUAGACUAAUUCAUCUUCUUCCUGAGUGGCCUGAGCGAGGUCAGGACCCACUUACAGAGUGUCUUCGAGCCAGCACUACAAAAACCUUCACGCAUGGAUUCUUUGUAGCUAUGCUAGUAAGGCAGGCUACUCCAAACACUGAGAGUUCUUCUAAACAGCCCCCUGUCAUAAGUGAUCCUUCUGUUGUUGUCGAUGAGCAGACGGAGGUAUCUGUGGAAGAUGAUCAGCCUCCUGCAGCAAAGAAAAGAAGGAAUAGAAAGAAACCCAAAAAGCAAAAAACCUAAAAUGUUCACUUAUAAAUAUGAAAUGAUAGUUUUAUAAAAUAUGUAUGAUGCUGAAUUUCUAUUUGUUGAACGUUUGAAUAAGACUAAAGGAGUCAUUGUCUCAAGGUU
Tachysurus vachellii is the source of this 1629-nucleotide messenger RNA. RefSeq names its product NOP2/Sun RNA methyltransferase 5 (gene nsun5). Gene Ontology annotation, biological process: rRNA base methylation. NCBI's taxonomy places the organism in Eukaryota, Metazoa, Chordata, Actinopteri, Siluriformes, Bagridae. The record is from RefSeq and is a predicted model, not a curated record. Gene Ontology annotation, cellular component: nucleolus. Gene Ontology annotation, molecular function: methyltransferase activity. The transcript has 10 exons. The coding region runs from base 109 to 1521 and encodes 470 amino acids.